CGCCACCUUCCCUGGCUCCCGCUGGGGUCACCUACUGCCCCACGGCGGGGCUGGCUUUCCUUACUAUUCAUUUCAAGCCCCCCCCGGAGGCUGCGCAGCCCCUCAGUCUCCCCGUUCCCCCGCGGCGCGGCCCUGGGCCCGGCCGGGGCCGCAGCAGGCGGGGCAGGGCCGGCGCGGCGCGGCGGCCGCAGGAAGGGGAGGGAAGGCGGCGCGCGGCCGCCGCCAUCAUGCGAGCGCCGCCGGGGCUGUCGCGGCUGCUGCUGGCGGCGCGGGGGUGGGGGCGCCUGGGCGCCAUGUCCCGCUACAGCACGGAACAGCGGGGCCGGCCCAACUCGCCCGAUUACCGCCUCUACUUUAAGAAUGCAGAUGGUAAAUAUAUUUCCCCAUUCCAUGACAUUCCCUUGUUUGCUGGAUCUAAAGAGGAUAAAGAAAUUCCUGCAAAGAGGUCAAAGACUACUGGAUCUGAGGUCCUGUUUAAUAUGGUUGUAGAAGUGCCUCGUUGGACUAACGCAAAAAUGGAGAUUGCCACUGAGGAGCCAUUGAAUCCCAUUAAACAUGAUACAAAGAAAGGCAAGCUUCGAUAUGUGGCAAAUAUCUUUCCUCACAAGGGUUAUAUAUGGAAUUAUGGUGCCCUCCCACAGACCUGGGAAGAUCCAAACCAUACGGAUAACAUUACAGGAUGUUGUGGGGAUAAUGAUCCUAUUGACGUGUGUGAAAUUGGUUCAAAGGUUCGUUCUUCUGGUGAGAUUGUUCAGGUGAAGGUCUUGGGUGUUUUAGCUCUUGUUGAUGAAGGAGAGACAGAUUGGAAGAUAAUUGCCAUCAGUGCUGAUGACCCAGAAGCUCAGAAAAUCCAUGAUAUCGAUGAUGUCAAGAAGCACAAACCGGGUUAUCUUGAGGCUACAAUUGACUGGUUCCAAUUAUAUAAAGUCCCUGAUGGUAAACCAGAAAAUCACUUUGCUUUUAAUGGAGAAUUUAAAAACAAGGAUUUUGCUGUUGAAGUUAUUAAAUCUACCCAUGAACACUGGAAAGCUUUGCUUCAUAAAAAAGUUGAUGGAGGUGCUGUAAAGUGCACAAAUAUCCUGGUGAGUGGCAGCCCAUUUUGUUGCAGUGAGGAGGAUGCCCGAUCGAUUGUGCAGUCAGCACCAGCAUUUAUGAAUGGAGAUCCUAUUUCACCAGAAGUUGAUUCCUGGUACUUUUUUCCCAAGUGAUGAUCAAGAUCUUCUGAAGGUGCAUCAUCAAAUCUUAAAAAUCAUCCCUUUCUUUGAAGAUGGACAAAAGCACUGAUUGUUGGAUUCCUGUUGAAACAACUUUUCAACUUGUGUAAACCUUCUCUAAUGUAAAUAAACUCUGCCAUUAUAAAAUGAA
Molecule: messenger RNA, 1365 nt
Organism: Motacilla alba alba
Lineage: Eukaryota; Metazoa; Chordata; Aves; Passeriformes; Motacillidae
Gene: PPA2
Product: inorganic pyrophosphatase 2
Exons: 12
Coding region: 228-1208 (326 amino acids)
Biological process (GO): phosphate-containing compound metabolic process
Cellular component (GO): cytoplasm; extracellular exosome
Molecular function (GO): inorganic diphosphate phosphatase activity; magnesium ion binding
Source: RefSeq, a predicted model, not a curated record